GAUAAAGUAAAAACAAGUAUGUAAUAGUUAAUCUGAUGCCAUUGUAUAAAACAAAUGGAAGAACAGUAUUUUAGAAGCUAUUGUAGCUGUACUGGUGUGGUAGCUGUGGAAACGGAAAAGAAUCAGUGGUUAUGAGAGUCAGACUUGCUGAAUUACUGCUACAAGAUCCAGGAAAGGAGUGUCAAAGAUGAAAUUCCAAGAUUUUGAGCUUCAAUACUGGACAAUUACAUUCUUUAAUUCAUUCAUUUAUUGGACCAGUCUGUGUUUUUUAUCAAGGUAGGAAGCUCCGGAUGAGGAGUAUUCUCACCCAAGCAGAUCCACAACCUCCUUUGCCCUGCUUAGUCUUAAAAUUGCCUGAGGCACUGAAUGGGAUUACUAGCCUAGGAAAAGUAGAGCCAUCAACAGCAUUAUUUUCACCUUGACAAUAAGUAGACCACCAGUAAUCUGCUGAUUGCACUGUGAGAACCACUGAUCUAGUGCAGUACCCAUGGUAUGGGAACUUAGUUAAUUUUAAUGGAUGAUGAUGCUAAUUUUAACCCAUGAUCACAUAUUUAGAGCCAGAAGGGAUCUUAGAAGUCAUCUAGUCCAACCCCUCAUUUUAUAGAUGAGGAAACUGAGGCCCAGAGAGGUGAAGUUACUUACUACCUGUUGACCUUGGGCAAGUGACAGAGCCAGGAUUUGAACGCAGGCUGUCUAACUCCAAAUCCAGCACUCUUUCCACUGUGCCACGUCUGAUUCUUUGGAAAGAGUCUCUGUAGGAACUGAAAUCAACAACCACCAUUCAUCAAAAUGCAGUGGAAUUUAAUACGGACUAUGUCUCAACUGGCAAAUAGAACAUGUUUGGUCUCACAUGGGGCUGGUUCCAUUGGGCACUCUCAGAGCAUAAAAGGCUUACGUAAAGUUUGGCCCAAGAUUGUUUUGGUGCAAGGUCCUCAAAACCAUUGGCUACAUGUAUCUUCUGCACAGCAUGUCUCACAGGAAAGGAAGCCGGUAGAUGUUUCUCACCAUAAACAACAAAAAGAAGAAACUUCAUCAGAGAGGGUUAUAUCAUCUCGUGGCACAGCCGAAGGAAUUCAUGCUGAGAAAAAGGAAGAUCUGGAUCCACUACAAGAUAGAUCUAUUAGUCUGUAUCAGCGAUUUAAGAGAACAUUUAGACAGUAUGGAAAAGUUAUGAUUCCAGUACACUUAGUGACUUCCAGUAUUUGGUUUGGAACAUUUUAUUAUGCAGCCUUAAAAGGAGUGAAUGUUGUUCCUUUUCUGGAACACAUUGGGUUACCAGACAGCAUAGUGGACAUUUUGAAAAAUUCCCAAGGUGGAAAUGCACUAACUGCAUAUGCCUUGUUUAAGAUUGCAACACCUGCCAGAUACACUGUGACUUUGGGAGGAACAUCCAUUACUGUCAAGUAUCUUCGUAGCCAUGGCUACAUGUCAACGCCACCUCCAGUUAAAGAGUACUUUCAGGACAGAAUGGAGGAAACAAAGGAGCUUAUUACAGAAAAAAUGGGAGAAACAAAAGAUAGACUCACAGAAAAACUGCAAGAAACCAAAGAAAAAGUUUCAUUUAAGAAAAAAGUGGAAUAGAAAAUUUUGUGUGCCAGGCCACAGAAAAGUCAUGCACUUUAACCCUCGGGAACCUGUGGACAAAGACACAUUUUCCUGAUUAUACCUUUGGUUGGCGGUCUUGAAAUACUAGUGCUCCAAGGGUUGAAGAACCCAUAAAACCUUUUUUAAAGUUAAAUAUCACUAGAAAAUCAGUGUUUCAUGCAAAAAAAUAUGAACCCUGUGUAUUAAUUUUAUACCAGCAGCAGCAUAAGUAAUGUUUAUUGUUUUAUGUCAUGAUGAUUUUUCAAGUAUCUUUCUUGCUGAUUUUACUGCCUGCUGUAAUGGUGACAGACUAAGCAGUUUACUACUUGUAUAAGAAAUUUCUCUCAUAAAAAGGUUGGUCCUAUUGGGAUCAUGAUCUUCCUGUUAUCCAUCAGUUAGACUUUUAACCAUAAUCAGUUCUCAACAUGGAGAGCUAUUAGCACCGUUGUUGCCAGUGAAUAAGUGUAUUUUUUUAAUUGUCUCUCAAAAUCUCAGAAGUCUUUCACUAUUAAAAAAAUAGCAAGAUGAAGCCAUCCUAAUAACUACCUACCAGUUGAAACUAAUUUUAUAUGAAGAAGUUGAAUUAAAAUUGAGACUAUACAUGUGAUAAAAGCGAGAUGUACUGAUAAUCUAUAAAUGACUAAACAAAUUGACAUUUUAAAAAUAUUUUUGCCUAAAAUCACUGUGUCAAAUUUUUCAAAGUACAUGUCUGUAGUUCCUUUUUAAAGAUUUAAGUUGGUAGCUGUCACCUAGAACAUAAAAUUUUUUCUUUAAAUGCA
Messenger RNA from Trichosurus vulpecula (common brushtail), 2363 nucleotides. RefSeq names its product family with sequence similarity 210 member A (gene MIMS1). The record is from RefSeq and is a predicted model, not a curated record. The transcript is spliced from 6 exons. NCBI's taxonomy places the organism in Eukaryota, Metazoa, Chordata, Mammalia, Diprotodontia, Phalangeridae. Gene Ontology annotation, cellular component: mitochondrion. The coding region runs from base 790 to 1581 and encodes 263 amino acids.